AUAAAAUUUCAAGCGGUCGGUUGUUCGUCGUUCGAAUUUGUGAAACUCGUCAAUCGUUUCUUUACCUACGGAAACUAGUGCUUUACUACCAGCAGUACCUUCUACAAGCAAAUCGGAAACAUGAGCUCAUCGCAGUAUUAUCCAUUCCAAUGCACGCCGACCGUCUACCCGGCGGAUCCGUUCGACGCGAACGAGGAUGCGGCCACGCUACGUACCGCCAUGAAGGGUUUCGGCACCGAUGAGAAGGCCAUAAUUGAGGUGCUGGCCCGCCGCGGCAUCGUGCAGCGUCUCGAGAUCGCCCAGGCGUUUAAGACCUCGUUCGGUAAAGAUCUGAUAAGCGACCUGAAGUCGGAGCUGGGUGGCAAGUUCGAGGACGUGAUCUUGGCGCUGAUGACCCCGUUGCCGCAGUUCUACGCCAAGGAGCUGCACGAUGCCAUUUCGGGCAUUGGCACGGACGAGGAAGCGAUCAUCGAGAUUCUGUGCACUCUGUCGAACUACGGCAUCCGCACGAUCGCCGAGUUCUACGAGCAAAUGUACAACGUUUCGCUCGAGUCGGACCUCAAGGGGGACACUAGCGGGGCCUUCAAGCGGCUGUGCGUGUCCCUAGUGCAGGGCAACCGUGAUGAGAACAACGGUGUGGACGAGGGUGCCGCCGCCGCUGAUGCGCAGGCACUGUACGAGGCCGGCGAAGGCCAAUGGGGCACGGAUGAGUCCGUUUUCAAUCAGAUUCUGGUGACGCGCUCCUACCAGCAGCUGCGGGCCGUCUUCGAUAUCUACGAGAACCUAGCUGGACACCCGGUCGAGGACGCCGUCAAGCGCGAAUUCAGUGGAGCCAUCGAGGAGGGCUUCAAAGCCAUUGUUCGGUGCGUCCGAUCGAAGGUGCAGUACUUUGCAAAGCGUCUCCACAACUCGAUGGCGGGCCUGGGAACCAACGAUAAGACGCUGAUCCGCAUCAUCGUUAGCCGAUCGGAGAUUGACCUCGGCGAUAUUAAGGAAGCCUUCCAGGAGAUGUACGGCAAGUCGCUCGAAUCGUGGAUUAAGGAGGAUCUUGGAGGCGAUAAUGCUAACUUGCUGUAUCAUUUGGCCGCUUACUAAAAUGCCAUCCAAUGUGGGUUUGUUGUGUGGUCCCAGAAAGCGCACAAAAGAUGAGCACACCACGUGCCGCGCCAGGCGUUAAACCCCAGAUUACGCGCAGUAUUAUAUCGUUUGGAAAAAGUUGGGUUGCGAGUCUGCGUGAUACCCCCUUUAAAUCAUUUUACGCGCUUAAAGCGUCCAUACGAGAUUAUCGGUUCCAUUCUUACAUUCACACACGAAAUUGUAUGUUUUGGACUUAAUUCGCACCCUAGAUAAACAUAAAUUAAAUUAGUUUUCGUCGAUCCAAACUGUGACGGAGCUGUGUUGCUGCGCAAAUGUUUCCAUGAUGCCCCACUCACCUGUCCCUACCGUACUCUCGUUCGCAGGAGGAUGUCGGAGGAGACCUAGGCGACCUCCUGGCAACCCUGGCCUCGUUUUAAACGCGUCCCGAAUGAUGCAUCCGGCAUGCAUGCAUUUAUUUUGCCGACAUGGUUUGCACUCGAAUCGCACUCUACAGCGCCUUUUGUUAUUCAGGAUCAGUAAAUAGAGAGAGAGCGCCAUAGCUUACGGCUACGUGCGAUCGUUUUCUAAGUUUCCCCAAAAAGGCAAAAGUGUUCUCAGUGUUUCUAAUUUUGUUUUGUUAGUUAUUGUGUUGCACAGUAAAUUAUAUCAAGGAUCAACAUAUGGGACAAAUAUAUACUCAUCAUUCA
Anopheles bellator is the source of this 1784-nucleotide messenger RNA. RefSeq names its product annexin B9. Gene Ontology annotation, cellular component: cytoplasm. The transcript is spliced from 6 exons. Bases 121 to 1095 code for a protein of 324 amino acids. The record is from RefSeq and is a predicted model, not a curated record. Gene Ontology annotation, molecular function: calcium-dependent phospholipid binding; calcium ion binding. Lineage: Eukaryota; Metazoa; Arthropoda; Insecta; Diptera; Culicidae.